Cottoperca gobio is the source of this 2355-nucleotide messenger RNA. RefSeq names its product discoidin, CUB and LCCL domain-containing protein 1. NCBI's taxonomy places the organism in Eukaryota, Metazoa, Chordata, Actinopteri, Perciformes, Bovichtidae. Gene Ontology annotation, molecular function: signaling receptor activity. The coding region runs from base 52 to 2049 and encodes 665 amino acids. The transcript is spliced from 15 exons. Gene Ontology annotation, cellular component: plasma membrane. The record is from RefSeq and is a predicted model, not a curated record.
UCGAGCCAUCGGGGCUUGCACCUUACUUUUUCACACAGAGCUCUGGAAAUCAUGCUUGCAAAGUGCGAAAACAUCCGGGAUGCUGUGAAGUCUCUUAUUACCGGUUUCUGGAUCACUUUUAGCGUCUGUUCUGUAGGUGUUCACGGCCAGGAGGGUAAUGGCUGUGGACAUUCCCUGCUGGGCACAGAGUCUGGCACAUUGGCCUCUCAGAACUAUCCAGGCACCUACCCCAGUAACACCUGGUGUACGUGGAGGCUUCGCGUGCCAGAGGGGCGAACGCUGCGACUGCUGUUUGGGGAUUUUGACAUUGAGAGCAGUCCAGGCUGCAGGAAUGGCUCUCUUGUGAUCACCGACAAGAGCGGAGAGCCCAGUCUGGGUCCAGUGUGUGGGAAGCUUGAUGCAUCACAGAAGAAUGUGACACUUAAAAGCAAUGAAGUGACGAUAACCUUCAAGUCCGGCCCACACCGCUCCGGGCGAGGGUUUCUACUGUCUUAUGCCACAGAACAGUAUCCAGAACUCAUUUCCUGUUUACAGCGAGGAUCUCAUUCUAGCUCGCUGCUUUUGAGUGUUUACUGCCCUGCUGGAUGUAAGAAUAUCACAGGGGAUGUUUGGGGAAACUCUGAACAGGGUUACAGAGACACCUCAGUCCUGUGCAAGACUGCAGUCCAUGCUGGAGUUGCAUCUGACAGUGUUGGAGGUCGUGUCACUGUGAACCGUGGGAGAAGUCUUACACUCUAUGAAUCCACCUUCGCCAAUGGAAUCCUUUCAAAAAUGGGAUCACUAUCUGAAAAGAAGUUGCUCUUCAGUCAAGAGUGCAACAACAUCCUGAGAGUUUCUGGUUUAAACGCCUCAUCUUUCUGGGAUAAAAACAGUCAAGAGGACAGAAUGUUCUGGUCUUCCACAAACAUGGUUUCUAGCCAUGACUUCCUACCCUGGGCAGCAGACGAUAAUGAUCCAAACCCGUGGGUGGAGCUGGGGCUGAGUGAUAGAAGCACCAUCACAGGAAUAAUAACAAUGGGAUCAAACGAGCACUACAUAGAAUCCUACAGUCUUUUUUUCAGCAAGGACAGGAAAACCUGGAAGCUUUACAAAGGUGCUCUCAGCAAAGAAAAAAAGGUGUUUCAGGCCUAUACUGAUGGCCACCACAGGGUCCUCAACAGCUUUUUCCCUCCUGUGGUUGCUCGGUUUGUCCGUCUACAGCCACUGAGCUGGCAUGGACGAGCUUCAGCUCAGGUGCAAGUCCUGGGCUGUCCUGUUGCCAAGGUCACACCAAGGUCACGCCCUGAAUCUCCAUCCAUCAAAGUUAACAUGGGUACGCCACGGCCCAGCCCUAAUCCUACCACCACAGAUGGCCCGGUAUUAGUGGAGACAAGACUAAGCUCCAGUCAGCCGGUAAUAGUGGCAGUGGCAGUGGUUCUGGGGCUGAUAAUGUGCGGCAGUUGUUUGUUGGCUGGAGUCUGGUGGAAGCGAAGGAAAAAGGAUUCCCAGAUGAAGUACUCCUUACCCUCAAUAGGUUGUCAGAGUUUCCAGGCUAAGAGUCUCUCCUGCCCACAAUCAGAGCUCAUCUCUUUACCUCUGGAGAGAAAUGUCCAUGAUGCUCUACCUAGCCCUCCUCUUAAUGACUAUGCAGAGCCUGCUGUUGCAGCUAUUGGACAGAAGAUUGGGUCAACAUUCAGACCUUCCUCAGAUGAGGGCUACACCACCCCCUUCACCUUCAACCAUUAUGACACUCCUGGAAACCUGCCAGAGUACGCCGAGCCUCUUCCCCCAGAGCCCGAGUACGCCACACCAUUCAGUGAGCAGCUCUCCGAGUUCAACCUACCAACUCACAGCCAUACACACGGACCUCCGACACCAGCACCUAACACUGGGACCAGAACAACUUCCAGCCACACUCAGUAUGACUGCCCCUCACACAGGAUGCUGUCCAAUGGCUACUGCACUCCUGCUCUACAUAUCAAUGGCCCACGGCCGGUCAGUGCGGUCUACGCUGAGCCUAAGUCAUGUGACUCUUUACUACAGAAGCACACAUACGAGGAGCCUUUGUGAGCUCACACGCGGAGAGAAAAGACUCUCCUGAGCUAAAAUGUGAGGUGAUCUCAAGUGGACGCUAAGAUGGACAGUGUUGUCCAGAGACUACUAAUGCUGACGGAGCAGAACGUCCAGUGAGUGAUGUACUCAAAGUUGAGAAGUCGCUUUGGAACACGAUGCAGAAACGAGGGUUCACAACUCAGAGUGCACAAUGAUCUGAGAGCCAUACGCACACACAUAUUUCCUUCCUGGAAGUAAGUAGUUGAACAGCGGAAGUGUCCCGUGAUGCACAAAGAAAAUGCAGGUUCAGUCGUGUCUCAGUGA